AUGGCCGUUCAAUACUUACUACAGAGGAGGUUAAGACAUCUACGGUCUGUCACAUUGAACAACAUCGUACUUCAGAUAGAUAAAGUUGUUAACAAUGAAGAGCAAACAUACAGAGAGGCUAUUCGUUCCCUUGAUUGUUUUUUCAUAAUAGAGAAUCUCAAAGGAGAUGUAUCACUUGUCAGUGAGGUACAGAGAAGCCCUUUGAAAUCCAUUCAAUUCAAUGAUGUCAAUUUUUGCGGUGAUAGUACUAGCAAAUUUAUCAUAAAACUCGUUGUACAUAUACCUGAUGAAUUAUUUAAAGAACCGGAUGCUGAUAACCAAUGGUGCAUUGUUAAGGAAUAUUUAGUUGAUUUAAACCAACUUCAACUUAUUGAUAUGAAAAAUGAUAAUGUGUUAACAUCAAAUGUUCCAAUUUUUAUUUUGGAUGAUGGUUGUUAUACACUUAAAGGUAUAGAUAUUGAAAAGGGACCAUAUUAUCUAUCGUCGAAUGAGUCACACAAUCAAAAUAAGAUAUUUAGGAGUUCGAAGAAAUCAUUUACAUAUAAUACCAUAUUAAAAUUGAAUAAAUUACUCGAAUAUAUAGGUCAAACCCAUGAGGAGACUAAAAAAAUAUCAUCAAAAUUAGAGAAACCAUUAAGUAAAUCACAUAAAUUAAACAAUUCUAAUUGUGAAAACAUUGAAGCUUAUAAAGACCAAAUAAAGAAGUUGAUUUCUAAGAAGAAGGCAAAAAUAAAAUUAUUGAAGGAAGAAAUGGAGGGACAUGAAACUUUAAUACGAUCAAACACAGCUUCAUCCGUGGAUAUAACAGAUAAAACAAAUGUCAAUGAUCAGUAUGGAAGUAUGUAUUCAAAUCUUUUCGAGAUUCGAAAUAGCUUAGCUCAAUGGAGAACCAAAAAAUUGAGUCAAUUAAUAUCCAUAUUUAAAGUUCAGAAUUUCUUUGAUCUGGCAAAACAACUAAACUGUGAUCAAUACAUCUCAAUUGUAAAUAAAAAAGAUUUAGAACUGGGUAACAAUAGAAAUCAACAACAAAUCGUAUUAUCUAUUAUUAAAAAAGAUAGAUUACAGGCACAGAUUAAUAAAUCAUUAGAUACCCAAGAACGGAUUAAUACUUUCUUAGGAUAUUUUCUAUUGUUUAUAGAUAUUUUAUCAAAUAAUAUAUUUGAUAUCGUUGUACCAUCUAAAUUAAUGUUCUAUGGAAGUACAUCCAUAAUUAAUAAAGUGUACCCAUUAUAUUUACCUCAUGCAUACUCCACAUACAACCAAGAACGAUUUUAUGAAGCUAUUGAUUUAUUCAAUAUUAAUAUCCAGCAAUUAAAACAGUAUUUAACGGACCACUAUAAUAAUAUAUAA
Messenger RNA from Maudiozyma saulgeensis, 1350 nucleotides. NCBI's taxonomy places the organism in Eukaryota, Fungi, Ascomycota, Saccharomycetes, Saccharomycetales, Saccharomycetaceae. The record is from the annotation of a GenBank genome assembly.